CUUUCAAAGAUCUAUUCAUUGCAUUACAUUAAUUGACAUUAAAGAAAAAUAGCCAACAUUCACCCAGCAAUCAACCAAGCGCCUAUUCUUAAGCGGAAGCAAGUUAAUCAACAUGGGGAAAGGGACAGAUAAGAUGUAUAUCACACACUCCGAAUGGAGUAAUGAAUUUUCAGAAGGCGGAAUGACAUUUGGAGGAGCAGGUGGACGAAAACCAACUCAGAUCUUCCGACGUUUACCUUUCGACUGUUGUUCACUUUCAUUACAGCCGUUUGAACAUCCUGUCUGUACUGAAGAUGGUAUUAUUUUCGAUCUAGUGAACAUUGUCCCGUACCUGAAAAAGUAUGGGACAAACCCCGCAACAGGCCAAAAACUCGAUGCAAAAUCGUUGAUCAAGCUUAAUUUUUUUAAAAAUGCUAAUGAUGAAUAUCAUUGCCCAAUUACACUAAGAGUAUUCAAUGAAAAUACGCAUAUCGUAGCUAUCAAGCCUUCAGGAAACGUAUUUGCAUAUGAAGCUGUGGAGAGAUUGAACAUCAAAGCCAAGUUUUGGAAAGACCUCAUGACGGAUGAACCAUUUACACGGAAAGAUAUUAUCACCAUCCAGGACCCUCAUAAUCUUAACAAUAGGAAUUUGGCUGAAUUCCAUCAUAUCAAGAAUGAUCUCGCUGUGAUCGAUGAAGUACAAGAGAAAAAGAAGAAGGAUCCUAUGAAUAAUAUCAAUCAACAAGGAUCUACAGGAAAGAUUCUAUCGCAGCUCAACAUGGAAAAAAUCGAAAAAGCUGCAAUCGAAAAGAAGAAGAAAGAGGAUGAACUCAAAGCACAACGACAGACAGGAAGCACAGUCGGUAAAGCAAUGGAGUCCAUGUCUAAUAAACCAGCGUUGGCUUAUAAUGCAUCUAGCUAUACUUCAGGCAAAACUAGUGGAUCCCUCACUUCGACCGCCAUGAGUGUUUCCACAAGCGAUGAUCGUAUCCUAUUGAGUCAUGAGGAAUAUAUGUUUCCAUUGAUCAAGGCUAAGGGCUAUGGAAGCAUUAUCACCAACUUUGGGAAAAUCAAUGUCGAACUCUUUUGUGAUCAGACACCAAGAACAUGUUAUAAUUUUAUUAUGCUAGCCAAGUCGGGAUAUUACAAAAAUGUAAAAUUCCAUCGUAAAAUUAAGAACUUUAUGAUUCAAGGAGGUGAUCCCACAGGAACAGGUCGUGGUGGUGAAUCUUACUGGAAACAAAACUUUAAGGAUGAAAUCAAGCCCAAACUUUCUCACAAUGCACGAGGUAUCCUCAGCAUGGCUAACAAGGGUCCUGGCACUAAUUCUUCGCAAUUCUUUAUCACAUUCAAACCCUGCACACAUCUGGAUGGCAAGCACACAAUUUUCGGAAAAGUGGUCGGAGGUAUGGAUGUAUUGGACAAACUGGAGUUGGUACCGACGGAUGAGGCCACCGAUGUUCCUGUUUCUCCACCUGGAAUUGUGAUGCAGGAUGUGACUAUUUUUGUAGAUCCUUAUCAAACAUUCACAGAACGGUUGGAAAGGAAACGAAAAUAUGAGGAGGAGACCAAAAAUAACCCUGCCAAGAAAGAAAACCCUUUAGAUCACUCCACUUGGUUCGGACCUACAAUUAAGAGAGAUGUUGAAGGUGGUGGCGCUGUCGGUGGUGGUGUUGGUAAAUAUCUAACCGCAGCCGUGGCGAAAAAAAAUACUGAUCAAGAUGAAUCAACUUCAUCAACUAAUGGAACUGCGGAUGAUGAUUUGGACAAUAUUCUAGCAGUGCCCGCCAAGAAAAAGAAAACUGUCUCAGGAGGAUUUGGCGAUUUUAGUUCAUGGUAGAGAAUGGGAUCAAAUAACUAUAAUAUUAUAAUAAUAGUCGUCGUCACUC
This is a messenger RNA of Lobosporangium transversale, 1868 nucleotides long. RefSeq lists its product as hypothetical. Lineage: Eukaryota; Fungi; Mortierellomycota; Mortierellomycetes; Mortierellales; Mortierellaceae. Gene Ontology annotation, molecular function: ubiquitin-ubiquitin ligase activity; peptidyl-prolyl cis-trans isomerase activity. Gene Ontology annotation, biological process: protein polyubiquitination; protein peptidyl-prolyl isomerization. The transcript has 8 exons. Bases 113 to 1819 code for a protein of 568 amino acids. The record is from RefSeq and is a predicted model, not a curated record. Gene Ontology annotation, cellular component: catalytic step 2 spliceosome.